UUAAAUUGGAUUAUGCAAAAAUAUAUUUACACAUAUGAUAUGGUAUUGAGAAUGAUGCUGGUGAUAAAGUGUUAUGUGAAAUUUUUAUUUUCAAAUAACGUGUAAUUAAAAGAUGCAGUUUCACAUAUGGGGAAUUAUAUUAUUAAUGGAAAUUAAUUUGAGAAUCAUGAACGCUAAAACAGAUCCAUAUCAUGCUCAGAGGAGUGUGGAGGGGAGCUUUCACGAUAGCAACAACAUAAAUCAAAACUUCUCAUCAGAACCGUCACAGCCAUAUUUUGAUUUUUCGGUUACACGAAAUAUCACAACGCGCGUUGGACAAACAGCAUUUUUACACUGUCGUGUCGAGGAUCUGGGUGAUAAAUUGGUGAGUUGGAUAAGAAAACGGGACCUUCACAUACUCAGCACCGGCUUAUCCACAUACACAUCAGAUGAAAGAUUUCAGAUUGUGGAGCAUGAGCCGUCCGAGAAUUAUACAUUACAAAUAAAAUUUGCCCAAAUACGAGAUGGUGGGAUUUAUGAAUGUCAAGUUUCAACAGAGCCAAAAAUGUCAUUGGCUUAUCGUCUUCAUGUUGUAGAGGCGAAAGCAAUAAUUUUGGGACAGAGUGAUUUAUAUGUAAAAAUGGGAAGUAAAAUAAAUUUAACGUGUGUGAUAAGCCAAGGGCCGCAUGAUUUAGGAACAAUUUCGUGGUAUCGAGGUUCUGUAAGAAUCAAUCAAACUCAACAUAAUGACUUGGCAUUACCUUAUCCUCAACGCGUAUCUGUAGAAGUUAAAUGGACUGAGGCUCUAACAUCUAAGUUAAAAAUAUUAAAUGCACGUCUUUCUGAUAGCGGCAACUAUAGCUGUGUUCCUUCAAUAGGUGAACCGAGUAGUGUUAUGGUUCAUGUAAUCAACGGUGAGCAUCCACAAGCGAUGCAAAAAUCCGGUAGCUUUAAAUUUCAUCAACUCAAUAAAUGUUACAUCAUCGCAUUUAUGUUUCUUACAUCGUUUUUCAUAAAAUUCAAUUUACAAUGUAGAAUAGCAACAACAUUAUUAUUAUAGAUUGAUGAUGAAGUAAAUUUUAUGUAUGCAUAAUGUAUCGUAUGGUAUAAGUUUUCUCCUUUCUAACCCCUUUUUCUUCCUGAAUAUUGUAUGCCAUACUUAUGAAGCGAAGGCUCCCAUGGCAUUAUACAAUGUAUGUUGAGUUAAUUGAUGAAAAUGAAAAUUGAAACGAGAAAAUAUUAUAAAUAUAUGAUUGAGGAUGGCAAAAAUCCACGAAACAAUUUACUAUGACGUUGUUGCUGUAGAAUGUCUUCUUUUUGUUUGGAGAAAAUGUAUGUGGAAGUGGAAAUUUGUGUGGGUUUGUUGCUUGGAAUUUAAUUUAAUUUUACAAAGAUUUUCGACUGAGUUCUUCGGAACUUAUUAAUUGAAUAUUAUUGCGAGUAUAUACACUGGAGAUAAUUUUGUGUGACUGAAGCUAGCCGGCGUGUUGUAACCAAAUGAUUUGAAAUUUGUUUAAAUUGAAAAAUUUGAUUUUGAAAAACUGUUUCCCUUUUAUAACUUAAAAUGAAAAUAAAUCAAAUUUAGGCGGUCCAAUUUAAAAUAUUAUUGAAAAUAUGAAAUCAUUGAAAAGAGUACAUAAUAUUCGAUGGAUGACAUGGUUUGGACGAAAUUUUCAAAUGUUGGUUCAUAACUAGAAGUAGACAUAAAUCAAUUGCGGACGGUCCAAUUAAAAAUUAUUUUUGUAAAUUUGGAAUUCUUAAUGAAAAUAGAUAUUUUUAAACAUAUACCAUGACAUUGACGAUUUUUUGAGGAAAAAAUUUUUUUGACUGUCCACAGCUUAUUUUGGACAUAAGUCACUU
This is a messenger RNA of Chironomus riparius, 1839 nucleotides long. The record is from the annotation of a GenBank genome assembly. NCBI's taxonomy places the organism in Eukaryota, Metazoa, Arthropoda, Insecta, Diptera, Chironomidae.